This is a messenger RNA of Penicillium taxi, 780 nucleotides long. RefSeq lists its product as uncharacterized. The record is from RefSeq and is a predicted model, not a curated record. Lineage: Eukaryota; Fungi; Ascomycota; Eurotiomycetes; Eurotiales; Aspergillaceae. The transcript has 3 exons. Bases 1 to 780 code for a protein of 259 amino acids.
AUGGGAAACAGUGUCGCUAUGGAAGCAGAUGACCGGAAAGGAGCUUUCUACAAGGAUACCAACAUACAAAGCAGCGGCGGCUCUGUUCAUCUUGGGAACAGUUACGAGAACAUGAACAACCAGUACGGGAACAACCAGUACGGGAACAAUCAUUACGGGAACAACCAAUACGGGGACAACAAGAACCAUUACGGGGAUAUCAACAACCAUUACGGGGACAACAAGAACCAUUACGGCGACAACAAGAACCAUUACGGGGACAACAAGAACCAUUACGGGGACAACAAGAACCAUUACGGGGACAACCAUUACUCGAACACCUAUUAUGCGAGUCCAGGUCCAAGUCAACCAGAAAUCUCACAGAGGACAGGCAACGGUUCGCGUCGCCUUUCUUAUCAGCAAGCUAGGCCGGAAGCCCAACAAGCGCAGCAACCGUCUGCGGCCCGCGGGGCCAAGCGUGGGCCGUCUAAGCCAGAGGAACAUCGUGUGGUAGAAGUUAAGAUAUUCGGCCCAGCGGGGUAUAUUGUGCGCUUUAACAAGCAGUCAAAAAUUCGAGCUGUUUUAGAACCUGAAAAGAUCAAGCUAUACAAUAUGCCAAGGACGGAUCUGCAAGCACUGGGAGAUCGUGUGCCGAAAGAAGAGCGUCCUCUCAAAGGCACGUUUAGUGGUCAUAUUGUCUUGGCAAACGGAUCCGCGGUCCGUCUUGAGAAUGUGACUAAGUCAUCAACUCUCAAUGGAUGUACUGUUUUAGUUGGUGGAAACUUGGCGGGGACGAGUUAG